This is a messenger RNA of Lactuca virosa, 345 nucleotides long. The record is from the annotation of a GenBank genome assembly. Lineage: Eukaryota; Viridiplantae; Streptophyta; Magnoliopsida; Asterales; Asteraceae.
AUGGACUUAGACAUUAAUCCAACAAUUCUUGUGGCUUAUCUUCAAUCAGUCAAUCAUUCUGUCGGAACCGGUGUUUUGUUACCCAAAGAAACUGCAGGCUCUUCCAAACGUGGCAAGAGUCCCAAUAAAUCUUCCAAGGUUGAAAAACCUAAAGUUGUUCCUGAGGUUGUUAAGGAAGUUGUUACAAAGCUUGUUACUGAGCCUGUUCAAGAAACCAUUGUCCAGGAUGUUCACACGGAGGUCGUGCCAUCGAAGACUGGUAUCUUAAAGCGUACGAAGAAUCCUGCUCAUAGACCUCUCCAUUCACCAGAUCCGAGGCCUAUUAUUGAAGAUGUUGCUGUAUAA